Molecule: messenger RNA, 1566 nt
Organism: Aspergillus brunneoviolaceus CBS 621.78
Lineage: Eukaryota; Fungi; Ascomycota; Eurotiomycetes; Eurotiales; Aspergillaceae
Exons: 1
Coding region: 1-1566 (521 amino acids)
Biological process (GO): protein O-linked glycosylation
Cellular component (GO): Golgi apparatus
Molecular function (GO): alpha-1,3-mannosyltransferase activity
Source: RefSeq, a predicted model, not a curated record
AUGAGUCUCCUAACGACGACGCUGCUCAACCCCCGCAACUUCCGACUCGUCAUCGCCGCUCUGGCAACGACCUGCAUUCUCUCCGUCCUGCUCUUCUUCCCCCCGGGGUCCCAGAUCUCCACCACUUCCCUGGACGUCAAACCAGCAGCGGGGACAUCAGCCCUCCAAACCAGCGCCGUCCCCUCGACCUCAACCGUCGCCGACCUCACGCCGGCCGAAACCGCCCUCCUCACCGACCUGACGCAGUACUUCGCCGACCACCCGAUCCAAAAGCCCUACAAGGAGAAAUACGGCGAACUAGGCCGCCGGCUGCGCAUCGUGCGGGACUGGCUGACCCUGGCGCAACAAGCGCGCAACAACCCGACCACGCGCGCCGUCUACGCCGACGCCGUCGAACAAGUGGCCCGCGCGCAGUUCCCUUUCCUCACGCACCCGGACAACCCCACCACGAGCACCCAACCCAUCGCGCACCUCCGCGCGAGCUUCGAGCCCCAAAGCGCGGGGAUCGUCAUCCCGACCAGCGACAAGACCGUGCGGUACGCGGCGCACCUGAUCGGGGCGCUGCGGACGGUGCUGCACUCGACGCUGCCGAUCCAAGUCGUCUACGCGGGCGACACCGACCUCUCGCCCGCCCACCGGGGCCUCCUCGCCACGCUGGCCGGGCCCGACCCCGCCGCCGCCCCAGCGAUCGAAUUCCUUGACAUCCUGACCGUCUUCGACGACGCGACCCUCCAGCUCCGGACGGGCGGGUGGGCGAUCAAAGCGUUCGCGGCGCUGGGCUCGCGGUUCGAGACGGUGAUCCUGGCGGACGCGGACGCGGUGUUCCUGCAGCGGCCGGAGGUGCUGCUGGGGCACGAGGCCGUGCGGCAGCGCGGGGCGCUGCUGUUCCACGACCGGCUGCUGUGGCCGCACGCGUUCGCGGGGCGGCACGCGUGGUGGCACGACCAGAUCCGGCGGCCGAGCGGGGCGCUGAACGCCUCGCGCGUGUGGACGGAGGAGUACGCCGAGGAAGGGGAUUCCGGGCUGGUGGUGCUGGACAAGGGCCGCGUGGAUGUGUUGGUCGGCCUGCUGCAUGUCUGCUGGCAGAACUCGUUCGAGGUGCGCGAGGAGACCACGUACAAGAUCACCUAUGGCGACAAGGAGAGUUGGUGGUUUGGGUUGGAGGUGGCGGGCGCGGAGUAUGCGUUCUCGCCGCACUAUGGGGGGAUUGUCGGGUGGGAGAGGGAGGAGGAGGUGGAUGAGUCGGGGGUCGUGGUGCCAGGGACUGGUGGCGGUGGGGUGUGCAGUUUUGUGAUCGCCCAUGUCGAUGCCAGGGAUCGCUUGCUGUGGUAUAAUGGCAGUCUGUUGAAGAAUAAGGGCCAGCCCGGCAUGGAGAAUGAGUAUCAGGUGCCGGAGAAGUGGAUGAUCGAUGCGGACUGGAUCAAGGGGGAGCGGAAGCAGGAUCAGAGCUGCAUGGUCAAUGGGGCCGUUAGGGAUUUGACGGACGAGGAGAAGGGGAUCUUGGCGAGGUCGAUUGAAUUGGCCAAGUCGUUGGAUGGGUUGGUGCAGCCGGUGCAGCCGGGAUGA